AUGACUAAUUCUAGCACCAAUUACGGAUAUUUAACUGAUAAUGAAAUACAAAUUUUACAACAAUGUCCUUACCAAUUAACUCUUUCGAUUGACGAAUUAACGAAAUCAAAACGCUUUGAUUUUGAUAAUCCACCACGACCACAAAACAGUUGGAUUAUUUUUCGAAAAGAUUAUGAAGCAAAUUUACGUUGUCGUAGCCCUGACAUAAAACAAGAAGUCAAACAUACGGCUCAAGUGUGUAGUUUGAAAUGGCGACAGCUAUCAAGCGAAGUUAAGCAUUACUUCAAAAUAUUGGAGAAAAUAGCUUGUGAGAAUCAUAAACGCAUAUAUCCUAAUUAUAAGUAUAAACCAAGAAACGCGAAAGAUUCAAACAUUAAGAAAUGGGUUUUUCGCGAGCAAAUAAAAUACACGUUACCUAUGUCCACCUCAAUGAGUGACAAUUUAUCUCAAGAAAUUGUUAGGUCUCCCUCUUUGAAUGAUACAUUAUCAACAAUCGAAUAUAAUAAUACUAUUAUCACCGCUUCAACAAUCAUUGAUGAUAUUCAUCCUUCCACAAUUAAUACUAAUAAUGAUGCCGGAAAUUCGGUAAACAACGCGUUUAAUGAAAUAAUUUCAUUGGAUCAAUUUCUUUUAUCUGGAAAUGUUGAUAUUAACGUGAAUAAUGCGGGUUCAGCAGCCAUUGAUGAUAUUCCUCCCACGAUCAAUACUAGUAAUGAUGUCGGAAAUUCAAUUACAUUGUAUCAAUUUCCUUUUUUAUCCGGAAAUUUUGAUAUUAACGUUAAUACUCAUGCGGAUUCAACAACCUUUGAUCAUCUUUCCAUCAAUACUGAUACUAAUAACGAUGUCGGAAAUUCGAUCGACAAUUCUUCACAACUAAACCAAAUUCGUCACCAACCACUGAUAUCACAGUUACCUUCUAUGAUCAAUGCUAAUUCCCCAACUCUACCUUCUACAAAUAACGGUUCUUUGUUAAUUAACGCCGGUAAAUUCGAUAAUGACAUAUUGGAAAUAAUUGCAAAGUAUUAUGACCUCGAUGAUAUGAAUGAUUAG
Messenger RNA from Ambispora gerdemannii, 1050 nucleotides. The record is from the annotation of a GenBank genome assembly. NCBI's taxonomy places the organism in Eukaryota, Fungi, Glomeromycota, Glomeromycetes, Archaeosporales, Ambisporaceae.